Molecule: messenger RNA, 2022 nt
Organism: Scylla paramamosain (green mud crab)
Lineage: Eukaryota; Metazoa; Arthropoda; Malacostraca; Decapoda; Portunidae
Gene: Ppt1
Product: palmitoyl-protein thioesterase 1-like
Exons: 7
Coding region: 905-1807 (300 amino acids)
Biological process (GO): protein depalmitoylation; receptor-mediated endocytosis
Cellular component (GO): lysosome
Molecular function (GO): palmitoyl-(protein) hydrolase activity
Source: RefSeq, a predicted model, not a curated record
AGUGAGGUCACAACCCCUCGGGUUACAUUCCGUACCUACUUGCUGCUAGGUGAACAGGGGCUACACAUAAAGAGGCUCGCCCCUUUGCCUCGCCGCCCGGGAUUCGAACCCGGGUCUUCUUGGUUGUGAGCCGAGCGUGUGUUAUAAAUUUCAUAUACUUUAACAGAGGAACUCGGUCACUGUCAUAGUUUGAUUUGAAUAAUUACGGAGUGUUUUGAAACACUUUUGACCUAAGUUAGCCAUGUCAGAAAAUGGUCUUGGGAAAUUGGGAGAUCUCUUGGCAGAGCACCUAAGGCCUACUAUCUAGAUACAUGAGAUGUAUAUAGUAAAUUACUUGUCAAAACACAAUGACGAGUGUACUACAUUCUUGAGCUGUAAUACUAAUCAUUCCCUUAGGAAUGUAAUGGCCAUUAGGUACAAAAAAACUAUUUUUGGUGUCCAAUAACUAACGAACCCAAAUAUUAUUGAUGAGAGGUGAACUAUUCAAAAGAUCGUGCGAGAACGCAAAAUCAAGCAUUAAUGUGUAAGGAAAAUUCACUAUAACUACUGACAAUUUCUGGGGCAAAUAUCAACAAACAGCACAUCGCUUGAUGACGGAAUAUUGACGGGCAGUGCCGUUGUCAACGCAUUAACUCAAGCAAUUUUGACAGCUCUGCCGUUUCAUAUGUAGAAACAGCUACGACAUUGAUGAGUUAUAUAAAUGUCGUUUUACUAAGAACAAGUAUCAUGUACUUUAGUGGUUGUGAGUUUGAUGGGAAUAUUCGUUAUCGGGAAACUUCAUAGUGUAGUAGCAUCAGUAGUGUUUGGGAAGGGACAGCUGACGGUGAAGACGAGGCGAGGUCGGUGUUGAGGGAACUGCUGGGCGUGAGUGUGACAGAAGCAAGCAACAGGUGGAAGAGGAAAGAUGAAGGGGUGGCAGUUCAUAGUUUAUCUAGCUGCACUAUGCCUUGGAUGCCACGCUGAGGACAAACCAACUCCACUCGUAAUUUGGCAUGGAAUGGGAGAUACUUGCUGCUUUUUCUUCAGCAUGGGACGAAUCAAGAAGAUGGUUGAGGAGAGGAUUCCUGGCAUAUAUGUCAGAUCACUCAUGAUUGGUGAUAAUAUUAUUGCUGAUGAAGAACAUGGUUAUUUUGGGAAUGUAAACAGUCAAGUGGAGGAAGUGUGCCAGAAACUGGCUAGUGACCCUGAACUACAAGGUGGUUACCAUGCCAUGGGGUUCUCACAAGGUGGACAGUUUCUACGUGCCGUGGCUGAGCGCUGUCCAAAUCCUUCUAUGAAGAAUUUGGUUACCCUUGGAGGACAACAUGAAGGUGUGUUUGGUUUGCCAUCUUGUCCAUCGUCUCCAAGUGAGUCCCGCUUCUGUGAAUAUGUCCGUAAGCUUCUGAACUAUGGAUCUUAUGUUUCCUGGAUUCAGGACAGCCUUGUUCAGGCCCAGUACUGGCAUGACCCACUACAUGAAGAUGACUACCGCAACAAUUCAAUUUUUCUUGCUGAUAUUAAUAAUGAAAAGGUGGUGAAUGAGGAGUAUCGCAGCAAUUUGAAGAAGCUUGACAACUUUGUUAUGGUUAAGUUCCUGAAAGAUUCUAUGGUGGUCCCAACAGAGAGCGAGUGGUUUGGUUUCUACUCUCCAGGCCAGGAUAAGGAAAUUCUGCCCCUGCAACAAACAGAACUGUAUCUUGAGGACCGUCUAGGACUGAAGGAGAUGGAUGAAGCUGGGAAACUUCAGUUUGUCAGUGUUGAUGGCGAUCAUCUUGAGUUUUCAGAUGAAUGGUUCCUUCAGGAGAUUGUUGACAAAUAUAUAACUUAAUAUUGUCCAUAUUUCCUAUAUAAAUUUUAAAUUUUAACUUUAAUCUGAAAUAUCACUAUUUGCUUUUAUUAUCUAAAGCAUUUGAAACAAUAAGCAGUAUGUUCUUGUAUCAAUUUUUACAUGAAAUACUAUGCUCUAAAGGUCUAGUUUUCUAUUCACAAUAAAUACAUAACUUUAGUAUGGAAGAACAGCAAAUAAAACUUAAUCAUCUGAAA